This is a messenger RNA of Siniperca chuatsi (mandarin fish), 3079 nucleotides long. RefSeq names its product serine protease 23-like. The record is from RefSeq and is a predicted model, not a curated record. NCBI's taxonomy places the organism in Eukaryota, Metazoa, Chordata, Actinopteri, Centrarchiformes, Sinipercidae. The coding region runs from base 229 to 1665 and encodes 478 amino acids. Gene Ontology annotation, molecular function: serine-type endopeptidase activity. The transcript is spliced from 2 exons. Gene Ontology annotation, biological process: proteolysis.
CUUCUGCCUGUUUGCUCGUCACUUUUUUCUGCAUCAGAGUGGGAUGUAGAUUUCAGUGAGGAUCAUAGCAGACAGUUUCUCGCGCUCCAGUUUGUUUUGUUUUUUUAGCCCAGGAAAUGAUGGAACCCAGUCUGCUGGAAACCGUUUGGACAGAGAGGAUUUUUUAUUAAUAAGAAGGAGAACAUUUACUCGAAGUUUUGGAGUGUUUAUUUGAAUCUUUGCAGUGGGAUGGGACUCAAUCACUUCCAGUGUCUGCUGCUCUGUGCAGCUGCCCUGACGGUUUCUGGAGUCUUUGGUAAGGAUGAGAGCACCGAGGCGUACAGGUGGACCAGGCAGAGUCUCCCGGUGCUCCUGGACACGCACACAGAACAUUUAAACACGCCUUUGUUCAGAGGCCAGGAGGAGGAUGAGGAGAGAGGAGGGACAAAGACACUCUGUGGAAUUGAGUGUCAAAGCAGCCUACCACCUAUGGACCAGACUGAGCAAGAGAGGAUUCUGGGAUAUGAGACAAUCUAUGAGAAUGGCACUCGCACGCAUACAGAUAUCAGUUUGCAGGGUUUUAACAAGACGUCUGCAGGAACACCGGCCCACUCACCAGCUCAUACCCGCAGGAAACGGCAGGUUUACGGAGCAGAUGGACGCUUUGUGAUCUCUGACUCGCAUUUCAUCACCAACUACCCUUUCUCCACUGCUGUCCGUCUCUCCACAGGCUGCUCUGGAGUCCUAAUAUCUCAGAAACAUGUGUUAACAGCGGCACACUGCAUCCAUGAUGGGAGGGACUACCUAGAGGCUGCCAGAAGGCUUAGAGUAGGGGUGUUACAGCUCAAGACUAAAAGAAGAAGAGGGGGUAGGAGGAGAGGAGGGCGGCGGAGGGGUGGGAGGAAAGGAGAGGGGGAGAGAGGUGAGGAGCAGAUAAUGGAGGAAGGUGAGGAGCAGAAUAGUAUAGGUGGAGAUGUAGUGAGAGGGAGAAAGGGAGGCAAAGGCAGGAAGCGCAGGGGAAGAAAAGAGGGUGAGGAGGGUACAGCUGAUCAUGGCAAUAUAGGUGAGUUCAAGAGAGGAGGACGAGGAGGGAGACGAAAAAGUCUCAACCGUAUACAACGUAGUGCUGAACCCAGGAAGCAGCCUGUCUUCCGUUGGUCACGAGUUAAACAAACCCAAAUCCCUCAAGGAUGGAUCCAAACCGAGAGCUCCACCAACUCAGUGUCCACUGACUAUGAUUACGCUCUUCUGGAGCUGAGACGACCCAUCAAACAAAAGUACAUGGAGCUCGGAGUGGCGCCCUCUGCCACACCCCUGGCACGGAUCCACUUUUCAGGCUAUGACGCUGACAAAAGCCUGCUGGACGGGCGUGGAGAUGAGAAGGUGGUUUACCGUUUUUGUUCAGUGACAAACGAGUCUGACAAUUUGAUGUACCAGCACUGUGAUGCGCAGCCGGGCUCUACAGGUGCAGGUGUUUACAUUCGUCUGAGGAAGGAAGUGGGAGACGCAGGCAGGAAAGGGAAGUGGCAGCGGAGGGUGAUUGGGGUGUUUUCAGGCCAUCAGUGGGUAGAGAUGGAGGGAGGUGAGCGGAAGGACUUUAAUGUUGCAGUGAGGAUCACUCCACCCAAAUAUGCCCAGAUCUGUCACUGGAUCCAUGGAGAUCCACUUCUUUGUAAAGAGGUUUGACUGCAAAGCAAUGGAUCUACAAGAGAAACAUAUUGGCUGUCACUUUCAAAGAGACUCAAAGAUCUGGGCCCAUAUGUAUAACAAAAAAAUAGUCUUAAGAAUUUUCUUAAACUUUGACUUAUGAGUUGAAAAAUGUAGGACUUAGAAGCUUUGUACAAACACAAACGUGACACAAAUGUUUAAAAGUGAAGACAGCAGUGUUGUCAGUUGAGGGCUGCAAUCAUGUCCACCCAAAACGCCCUUCCUCAAGCACUCAAGCCAAUAGCACGCCUCCAAAGGUUAUGUGUCAUGGCUGCAUCACGGCUUCAUGCACACCUCAUCAUGAUUAAGCCUGCCCAUCAUUAAUUGUGUCCAACAUUAUAAAUGCUUCAAUAUAUUGCAGGAUGAAGAAAGCUUAUAGAAGAUAUUUCCCCUACAGCUAUAAUGACAAUGUUAAUCAAUGCUGUUUGGGAUAUUUUGAAAAGGUUAGGGUGAUGUGUAAGAUCAGUGUAAAAUCAGUGGAGUUCCCCUUUAAAAAGUUUACUGGCAAGUUUAAAUAUUUAGAAUCAGUUUAAUUUUUAAUUUCUGUGUUUUGCUACUCAUUGUCUUUCAAACUAACUAGAAUUCAUGUAUUUCACUGCUCAGCUAACAAUUAUUAUUUCACUUUUUGUAAUUGUUAUAAAUGAGGGUAAUACAAACAUUAGGGAGACUGGCACUAACAUGUGAAUGUUUGUAUUAAUGCUGAAACCAUCCUGUUUUCAUGUUGUAUAAGAGUGUGGGUCUUAGGACAACUGUAUCUUUUAUUAAUUUAUCAUCAUACAUUUCCAAAAUAUGGAAAGUGUGUAGCCACUGCUGGUCACUCCUAACUAACACAGGAGACCUGAGACCGAGUCUUAAUAUUUAGUAAUGUUCAUGCAUGGCACUUAUUCUUAACUGUAAGAAUAAGAGCAAAAUGACUUUUGAAAUUUUGACACAUUUAAGACCAAAUUGUUUCUCUUUUUCUCUGAGAUGAACUCACCUCUUCAGUGUCAGGCCAAAUCAGGAAACCUAUAAUCCAAGACUGCUACUGUACUGGGUCUACACAACAUACAUGUGUAUUUUCUGACAUUUAAAAGCGAGUAACAAUUUCUUGUAUUGUAAUUUAGUCUGUUAUUGAACUUAAGGAAUGUUCAUGCCACAAACAAUUUUUGUCAACAGAAAUAAUUAAAUUCUGAUAAUAAAAUAAAAAUGUUGAAUUUUCAAACAACAUACUGACAAAAGCAGAGCAGAGAUAAGUGAUGAGCCAUGAGGGUAGUUUGGAUCAGUGUAUUUGUCUUUUAUUGCAUCUCAUUUGGACUCACAUGCAGGUGGGGGCGAGGGAGGGAGGACGAUGCCAUCCAAAAAAACAACAACACAGCCUUCAUAUGAAUACUUAGCAAACAUUAUUUAUCCACAU